Messenger RNA from Chlorocebus sabaeus (green monkey), 3228 nucleotides. NCBI's taxonomy places the organism in Eukaryota, Metazoa, Chordata, Mammalia, Primates, Cercopithecidae. The record is from RefSeq and is a predicted model, not a curated record.
GGGGAGCGCCUUUAAGCCGAAACCCCGCCCUCUCUGUCGUCCUGGCAACGCCUCCCCCUACCCGGGGCUCCCACAUUUCAGCAGGUGCCGGAGCUGGAGCUCCCACCGCCGCCGCCCGUGCCUCCGGCUCCCGGCGCCGUGCCUUUGGCUCUUCCUCCCCACUCGCCCGCUCCCCCUGGCGGAGCCGGCGCACCCGGGGGUGCCGCUCCCUGCCUGGCGCGCUCCGCACCUGGAGGUGCCUUGCCCCUCUCCUACCCACCUCGGAAUUUCCCUGUGGCUCCUUUGAUCCUUCGAGUCUCCGGCUCCUUUCCCUUCCACCUGUUUCCCCCAAGGAAGGCAGGAUCCUGGUCCCUGCUACGUUUCUGGGGCCAUGGCUGGUCUGGGCCCCGGCGGAGGCGAUUCAGAGGGGGGACCCCGGCCCCUGUUUUGCAGAAAAGGGGCUCUGAGGCAGAAGGUGGUCCACGAAGUCAAGAGCCACAAGUUCACCGCUCGCUUCUUCAAGCAGCCCACCUUCUGCAGCCACUGCACCGACUUCAUCUGGGGUAUCGGAAAGCAAGGCCUGCAAUGUCAAGUCUGCAGCUUUGUGGUUCAUCGACGAUGCCACGAAUUUGUGACCUUCGAGUGUCCAGGCGCUGGGAAGGGCCCCCAGACGGACGACCCCCGGAACAAGCACAAGUUCCGCCUGCAUAGCUACAGCAGCCCUACCUUCUGCGACCACUGUGGCUCCCUCCUGUACGGGCUUGUGCACCAGGGCAUGAAAUGCUCCUGCUGCGAGAUGAACGUGCACCGGCGCUGUGUGCGUAGCGUGCCCUCCCUGUGCGGUGUGGACCACACCGAGCGCCGCGGGCGCCUGCAGCUGGAGAUCCGAGCUCCCACUGCAGAUGAGAUCCACAUAACGGUUGGCGAGGCCCGUAACCUUAUUCCUAUGGACCCCAAUGGUCUCUCUGAUCCCUAUGUGAAACUGAAGCUCAUCCCAGACCCUCGGAACCUGACGAAACAGAAAACCCGAACGGUGAAAGCCACGCUAAAUCCUGUGUGGAAUGAGACCUUUGUGUUCAACCUGAAGCCUGGGGAUGUGGAGCGCCGGCUCAGCGUGGAGGUGUGGGACUGGGACCGGACCUCCCGCAACGACUUCAUGGGUGCCAUGUCCUUUGGUGUCUCAGAGCUGCUCAAGGCGCCAGUGGAUGGCUGGUACAAGUUACUGAACCAGGAGGAGGGCGAGUAUUACAAUGUGCCGGUGGCCGAUGCUGACAACUGCAGCCUCCUCCAGAAGUUUGAGGCUUGUAACUACCCCCUGGAAUUGUACGAGCGGGUGCGGAUGGGCCCCUCUUCCUCUCCUAUCCCCUCCCCUUCCCCUAGUCCCACCGAUCCCAAGCGCUGCUUCUUCGGGGCAAGCCCAGGACGUCUGCACAUCUCCGACUUCAGCUUCCUCAUGGUUCUAGGAAAAGGCAGUUUUGGGAAGGUGAUGCUGGCCGAGCGCAGGGGCUCUGAUGAGCUCUACGCCAUCAAAAUCCUGAAAAAGGACGUGAUCGUCCAGGACGACGACGUGGACUGCACGCUGGUGGAGAAACGCGUGCUGGCGCUGGGGGGCCGGGGUCCUGGCGGCCGGCCCCACUUCCUCACCCAACUCCACUCCACCUUCCAGACCCCGGACCGCCUGUAUUUCGUGAUGGAGUACGUCACGGGGGGAGACUUGAUGUACCACAUUCAACAGCUGGGCAAGUUUAAGGAGCCCCAUGCAGCGUUCUACGCAGCAGAAAUCGCCAUCGGCCUCUUCUUCCUUCACAAUCAGGGCAUCAUCUACAGGGACCUGAAGCUGGACAAUGUGAUGCUGGAUGCUGAGGGACACAUCAAGAUCACUGACUUCGGCAUGUGUAAGGAGAACGUCUUCCCCGGGACGACAACCCGCACCUUCUGCGGGACCCCGGACUACAUAGCCCCGGAGAUCAUUGCCUACCAGCCCUAUGGGAAGUCUGUCGAUUGGUGGUCCUUUGGAGUUCUGCUGUAUGAGAUGUUGGCAGGACAGCCUCCCUUCGAUGGGGAGGACGAAGAGGAGCUGUUUCAGGCCAUCAUGGAACAAACUGUCACCUACCCCAAGUCGCUUUCCCGGGAAGCCGUGGCCAUCUGCAAGGGGUUCCUGACCAAGCACCCAGGGAAGCGCCUGGGCUCAGGGCCUGAUGGGGAACCUACCAUCCGUGCACAUGGCUUUUUCCGCUGGAUUGACUGGGAACGGCUGGAACGAUUGGAGAUCCCGCCUCCUUUCAGACCCCGCCCGUGUGGCCGCAGCGGCGAAAACUUUGACAAGUUCUUCACGCGGGCGGCGCCAGCGCUGACCCCUCCAGACCGCCUAGUCCUGGCCAGCAUCGACCAGGCCGAUUUCCAGGGCUUUACCUACGUGAACCCCGACUUCGUGCAUCCGGAUGCCCGCAGCCCCACCAGCCCAGUGCCUGUGCCCGUCAUGUAAUUUCACCCGCCGCCACUAGGUGUCUCCAACGCCCCCUCCGCCGUGCCGGUGGCAGCCCCCACUUCACCCCCACUUCAACACCUCCUGCCCCAUUCUAGAUCCUGCACCCCAGCAUUCCGGCUCUGCCCCCGCGGGUUCUAGACGCCCCUCCCGAGCGUUCCUGGCCGCCUAAACUCCAUACAGCCUCUACAGCCGUCCCGCGUUCAAGACUUGAGUGGAGCCCGAUAUUCUCCCCGACCUUAGCAUUCUGGACUCUGCCCCAAUCGGGUCCAGAGACGCCACCACACCACUAACCAUCCCCAACUCCAUGGGGUUCGAGACUCCAUCUUGGUAGUUCUAUGCGUCCCCCCAGACCCCGCCCCUGGGGAAAUAGCCUCACGGGGUUGGCUGUUCCAGACUCAGGUUCCAGAACAACCCUCAGCCUCCGAGGCCCGCCCCCCCCCCACUCCAGUUCUAGGUGAGUGGGAGGCAUGCCCCCCUCCUCCAGUACGUCCCGCUGCUGUGCUCUAGGGAUUUCUGGGAUAUAUGGAGGAUUCUUCCCCCAGCGGCUCCCAAUCAGCUUUUGUUCUAGACUUCCCCAUCCUGAAGCCAUCACUGCUCCCCGCAGCCUGCCUGCCGUGCAUGGCUCCUGUCUGGCUCAGACCCACCCCAACCCUCCCCAAUGCCUGCCACUCUGUGGGACUCUCCUCCUUCCCUCCUCUUCCCUUAGCCUCUCCCACCCCGCCACAGCUGCUGGAGAAUAAAUUUGGGAUGCUGAUGCUGAA